Messenger RNA from Trichomonas vaginalis G3, 585 nucleotides. RefSeq names its product Poxvirus D5 protein-like family. The transcript has a single exon. The record is from RefSeq and is a predicted model, not a curated record. NCBI's taxonomy places the organism in Eukaryota, Parabasalia, Trichomonadida, Trichomonadidae. Bases 1 to 585 code for a protein of 194 amino acids.
AUGAAACUUAUAGUUUGCAAUGAACUUCAAAGUAUAGAUACAACAAAAGUUUUGAACUCAGAUGCUUUGAAGAGUCUUAUAACAGACAAAGUUGGAGUUGUUGAAAGAAAAUAUAAAGACCAAAGAGUUUGUGAAAAUGUUGCAAACUUCAUUAUGGUUUCAAACAAUGCUGUUCCGAUGAAGUUAGAAAGUUCUGACAGAAGAUAUGUAGUUGUCAGAACGUCAGAUUCUCAUAUGCAAGAUACAGAAUAUUUUGACGACUUAGCAGAAACUUUGACAUCUGACUUUUACAACCACUUGUUCUCAUAUUUCAUGACAUUAGAUAUUUCUAAGUUCAAUCCAAGACAAAUUCCACAUACCGAAGAGAGACAAACAUUGUUAGAAGCAAACAAGAGUGUAUAUGAACUGUUCAUAGAUGAAACUGACUUUGUGUCAUUAGAUGAAAGGUCAUUGUACGAUUCGUAUAAACAAUAUUGUCAAGAAUAUGGUUAUAUGACAGCUUCUAAACGAACAUUCUUGGCAAAUGUCAAAAGUCUUUUAGAUGUUCAGAAUGGUGUAUAUACAAAGAAAAAUUUUUAUGAGUAA